Molecule: messenger RNA, 399 nt
Organism: Penicillium psychrosexuale
Lineage: Eukaryota; Fungi; Ascomycota; Eurotiomycetes; Eurotiales; Aspergillaceae
Exons: 1
Coding region: 1-399 (132 amino acids)
Source: RefSeq, a predicted model, not a curated record
AUGACCGGCCUCCGGAGAACCGGCAAAAAGGCCAUCGAGUUUAUGAUGAGUCCUCAAGAACUUGACGUGGCUUAUCAAAAGUUCACCACCCCGACCGCCGCUCCUGGAAACCCUACAUGGCCCGCAACGGAGCGCGAUUUGAAGAACAUCGGAUUCCAUUGGGACAAAAGGGAUCGCACACGGCAAGUUCUAGACACCCGGCCAGGGGCGGCGCCAGGAACUACAAGAACGGCCAAUGUCUUUCAUUGGCAAGCAGCAGCUCAGGCUGAGUCAAGAUCAAUCCAGAACUGGGUCAGAAGGAAUGGAUUUCAUGCGGUGAUCACGACAAUUGAGGUGCCACAAGAUGCCACAUUGGAGGAAUUCAAGGAGAUUAUGGCUGCCGCGGCUGAAGGGCUGUAG